CUAGUUUUCAUUCAUUCUGUAAGACUAUCAAAAAAGAAAUAAAAAAAAAACAUUUGACUGCUCCCUCAUAACAUUUAAAAGAAGACAUAUAUGUAGGGCAAAAUAAAUCUUUAGUUUAUCAUAGACAUUGGGCGAAUAAACAACAGAUUUUGUUUUCUGCAAAGAAAUAUUUUUGUAAUUUAUUGUCCUCAACUAAUAUCGGAGUCAAGAUGAAAAGUGAUGAGAUCAUUGAUAAAAUGCGCAAUAAACUUCAGGAAUCUGAUCCUUCGAAUCGCAGUGUAACAAAUGUAUUUCAAUUUCAUUUCACUGAUUCAGAUGGCAACCUAAUUAAAAGUAUGGUUUUUGAUUUUAAAGAAUUAAACAUAUACGAGGGCACUUGCACGGACGCCGAUGCAGAAAUAACUGUUAGCGAUGAAAACUUUUAUUUGGUUGGUUCAAAAGCAACGACAUUUGACGAUUUACUUGCUAAUAACAAUGUCAAAAUAGAUGGUGAUGCAGAAGCUUUUAACAAGCUAAAAGAAAAGUUCCGUCUAAAUGCCAAAAAAGAGUAGAAUCAAUAGUGACUGAGAGAAUUUGUAAUCCUCGAAAAUAUUUAACGAACAACUUUGUAGAAUUUUAAUAGUUCCUGUAUAGCAUGUUUAACACACAUAAAAUGUAACAAUGUGAAAUAUAAAAUAAAAUUAGAUGAUUGUAGUUUAAUAUAAAUAUA
Musca domestica (house fly) is the source of this 709-nucleotide messenger RNA. RefSeq lists its product as uncharacterized. The record is from RefSeq and is a predicted model, not a curated record. Lineage: Eukaryota; Metazoa; Arthropoda; Insecta; Diptera; Muscidae. The coding region runs from base 210 to 551 and encodes 113 amino acids. The transcript is spliced from 4 exons. Gene Ontology annotation, cellular component: cytosol.